GCACAUUAGCAGGCAGAAGCCAUUACCAGCCAGGUCCAGUCUUCUCUUACCCCCCCACAACAGGACACUUUGCAGCUCAUUUUCACAGAGCUGCAGCCUGCAGAUGAAGUGCAGCACUGUCACACGCAUGGGAAAAUGAUGAGCAGCAGCAACAGGGGAAGUGGGACUGAGGCCUCCCAUCCAGAUGCUGGGCCCAGCAGCCCAGCUCCUCUGAACAUGAACCACUAUGCUAAUAAGAAGAGUGCAGCUGAGAGCAUGCUGGAUGUGGCUCUACUGAUGGCUAACGCCUCCCAGCUAAAGGCUGUGCUGGACCAGGGGCCAAACUUCUCUUUUUACACUCCCAUCGUCACCUUAAUCAGCAUCUCCCUCUGUCUGCAGGUCACAGUCGGGCUCCUGCUCAUCUUCAUAGUCCGAUGGAACCUGAAUGAUGAGCAAAAGCACUGGGAGCUGAACCUUAUAGAGAACUUGGCCACAAGCCUAGUUUUUAUCAUAGUGGUGGUCAACGUCUUCAUCACAGCCUUUGGAGUCCACAGGCCGAACCGCAGCGACUGAUGAAGAACACACACGCAGUUGUCUUCUAUACACAUCCAUGCAGUCAGCAUGUUUUUGGACCUGACCUUCACAACCCCCAACCUGACCUACAAACACACUGACCUCUCCAGGCCCUCAGAGAACCUUCCAACAACUGGCACAAAUAUCCAACUACUGUUCAUUUACCAGAAAAUCAUUGUCCUGCAUGA
Epinephelus fuscoguttatus (brown-marbled grouper) is the source of this 740-nucleotide messenger RNA. RefSeq names its product ninjurin-1-like. Gene Ontology annotation, cellular component: membrane. The transcript is spliced from 5 exons. The record is from RefSeq and is a predicted model, not a curated record. Bases 136 to 552 code for a protein of 138 amino acids. Lineage: Eukaryota; Metazoa; Chordata; Actinopteri; Perciformes; Serranidae. Gene Ontology annotation, biological process: cell adhesion; tissue regeneration.